This is a messenger RNA of Gordionus sp. m RMFG-2023, 3929 nucleotides long. Its product is annotated as cohesin subunit SA-2-like. The record is from RefSeq and is a predicted model, not a curated record. Lineage: Eukaryota; Metazoa; Nematomorpha; Gordioida; Chordodea; Parachordodidae. Gene Ontology annotation, molecular function: chromatin binding. The transcript has 25 exons. Gene Ontology annotation, biological process: sister chromatid cohesion. Gene Ontology annotation, cellular component: cohesin complex; chromatin; nucleus. The coding region runs from base 36 to 3749 and encodes 1237 amino acids.
GUAAAACACAAAAAUAUUUUUCAAGCGCCUAAAAAAUGGAUUCACUUUCACGAACUCGAAAAAAAAAUCCAAAUAACAUUAGUGAUGAUGAAAUGGGCGAUAAUUUAUUGAAUGAUGACAUAUUAAUUGAUGAUAAUGAAAUAUCUAAACGUGGCAAAAAAAGAACCAAAGAAGAUACUCCAGUCAUGGGAAGUACUGGUAAACGUAUUUUAAAUAGGUCGGGACCAGGUCGUCCAAGAAAACAAAAUUCUCUACCAGUUGAUCCUGCCUCAUCUCUUUUUGAAAUUGUUAAACAAGGAAGGAGUUCAUUUCAAGCAGUUGUUGAUGAAUGGAUUGAAAAGUGUAAAAAAGAUAAAAUGGUAGCAGUAGGCAACUUAAUGCAAUUUUUUGUUGACUCCUCAGGCUGCAAAGGGAAAAUUACACAAGAAAUGCAAACUACUAUGGAACAUUCUGAUAUUAUAAGGAAGAUGACUGAGCAAUUUGAUGAGGAUAGUGGUGAUUACCCUAUUAUUAGUGGAGGGAUUUUCAAGCGUUUUAGAAUAAACUUUUGUGACUUUGUUCAGAUAUUAAUAAAACAAUGUCAAUAUAGUAUUAUAUUCGACCCCUAUGUUAUUGAUAACAUACUGCAUUUUUUAAUUGGAUUGGCUGAUUCCCAAGUUAGAGCUUUCAGACAUACAUCAACUUUAACUGCUUUGAAGAUAAUGUCAGCCCUUGUUGAUGUAGUAUUAAAUAUAAACACAAAUAUUGAUUACACAAUCCGGCAAUUUGAAACAGAGAAACAAAAAUGUCAAGGAAAAAGACCUACAGAAAGAUUGGAAAUGCUUACUCAAAAAAAACAAGAGACUGAAGAAAACAUGAAUGAUGUAUGUACACAAUUGAGCUAUAUAUUUAGAAGUAUUUUUGUACAUCGAUAUCGUGAUACAAUUCCUGAUGUUAGAGCUUUAUGCAUGCAGGAAAUAGGUAUAUGGAUGAAAAAAUUUCCUAAGAUGUUUUUAGAUGAUAGCUAUUUAAAAUAUAUUGGUUGGACCCUAUAUGAUAAAGUUGGAGAAGUUAGAUUGAAAUGUCUAUUAUCACUCCAGCCUUUAUAUGCUUCAGAAGAACUUACAGUCCGAUUAGAGCUAUUUACAAAUAAAUUUAAGGAUCGCAUAAUAGCUAUGACUCUGGACAAGGAAUAUGAAGUUGCUGUUCAGGCUGUAAAGUUGAUCAAUAACAUUCUUAAAUUUCAUCGAGAAAUUUUAACCGAUAGAGAUUGUGAACAUGUUUAUGAGUUGGUUUACUCCAUACACAGACAAGUUGCUCAAGCAGCAGGGGAAUUUCUAAAGGAAAGACUAUUUACAUUAGAUGAAGAAGCCAUGGGAAAAUCAAUUAAGACAAAAAGGGGCAAGAAAAGGUUACCCAAUACACCACUCGUACGAGAUCUUGUUCAAUUCUUUAUUGAGAGCGAACUACAUGAACAUGGUGCCUAUCUUGUUGAUAGUUUGAUUGAAACUAAUGAUAUGAUUAAAGAUUGGGAAUGUAUGACUGAUUUGCUUAUCGAAGAACCUGGUAGAGGAGAAGAAGCUUUAGAUAAUAAUCAAGAAACCAGUUUGAUUGAAAUUAUGACUUGCUGUGUUAAACAAGCUGCGACGGGAGAGGCACCAGUCGGUAGGACAACAUCGAAAAAGGGACAUCUAUCGGCAAAAGAAAACAAGUUACUCCAAGAGGAACGGAGCAAAUUGACAGAACACUUUAUUAUAGCAUUGCCAAGCCUUUUGGCUAAAUAUAUAGCUGAUCCUGAAAAAAUUUCGAAUCUAAUGUUAAUUCCACAAUAUUUUGAUUUGGAUUUAUAUACAUCUAAUAGAUGUGAAAAGUACCUGGAAUAUUUUUUGAAAUAUGCAGAAGAAAUCAUGCUAAAACAUAUGAAUCCAGACGUUUUAAGCACUUGUGCAAAAACUUAUGAGUUAUUAUGUUUGGAGGAAAACUCAAUCAAUGGCAGAUGCAGAAUAUCUAAGAGCACUUUGAUUGACAAUUUAGUUGAAAGAUUUAAAAUUACUUAUGAAGAGUUUAUGCAAGAAAAGGAAGAACCGGAUGAAGAUCAAAUAUUUGCUUUAUUAUCAAGUUUAAAAAGAUUAAGUUCAUUUAAUGAAUUUCACGAUAUUACGAAUUGGGAUUUAUGGGAUUAUUUAAUUACAAUUUUAAAAUAUGGAUGUGAUGUGAAUAGAAAAUUUCCAAUAUCUCAAGAUAUUCUCUGUAAAGCUUUAUCUUGCGCACAUUUUCAUCUUCUUUGGUACCUUAAUAAUAUUAACAAUGUGGCCAUGACAUCAAAAAAAGCCUCUAUCGAAGAUAAAAAUAAUUUAGAAAGUCACGAUAUAAACAAUUUAUCGGCAGCUAUGAUAGAAUCAAUAAAAACUCUAAAAUCUCGCCUGUGUGAUUAUAUUACUUUUGGUCAAGAAUUGAUGUAUGCAGGUUCAUAUUUAGAGGAAGAUAUAUAUUUAUCAAUCUGUGAUUUGUUAAUUGCUUUCAAUCGACACAUAUCAUAUAUUAACCCAACAUUAGAACACAUUAUAUUUGAGCCUGACAAAAAUUUGAUCACCCAAUUGAACAGUUUCAUUAUAGAAAAAGUAUUUAUCAAUAUUUCUGAAAACGAAGAGGAAUUCACAGUCGGCGGCCAUGGGAAGAUUGAGCAAUUAAGAAAAGGAAGAAAUUUUUUGGCAUCUUUUUGCAAAUUAAUAAUAUAUAAUGUGAUUAGUAUUCAAAAUGCAGUUGAUAUAUUUCGGAACUACACUAAAUUUUAUACAGAUUAUGGAGACAUUAUAAAAAUGACAAUUGGUAAAGCUCGGGAAAUUAAUAAAGUUAGCUGUGCCAAAGUGAUGAUUACAGCACUGCAAUAUCAUUUUAAAGAUAUGUUUAAACUAUCUCAAAAUGAAUUGUUGACUUCGCACAACAAUUUACAAUCUACAGAAGCAUCAGGCAAUAUCAAUGUCUUAAAUUUAAUUAAAACGAAUUCAUGGCAUGAAGGAUUCUCAUCAUUAAAAGAAUUAGGGAGAAGAUUUUGUUUAUCAUUUGGAUUGGAUCAAAUAAAAAAUAGGGAGGCUAUAGCUUUGAUACACAAAGAAGGUAUUAUAUUCUCCUUAUCUUCAACACUAAAUAAUAUGGAAACUGUGCAAAAUCAAAAUUACUUGUCGCCUCCACACAAUUUAUAUUUUUUGGAUGUAGUCGGUGAGUUUUCUAAUAAACUUAUGAAGCAAGACAAACGUACCGUGUUGACAUUUUUGGAUAGGCAUUUAUCACCUGGUACAUUGAGUUAUAAAGGUGACGAAUGGCAACCUUUAUUUAAUUAUCGAAAUAGUCUAUUACAAAAUAUAGAUAUCGAAUCUCACACAAAAAUCAGAUCCAAUCAUAAUAUAUCACAGCAAUAUAUUCACAAUUCCCCUCUAGCUUUAAAUCAACCAAAUUACUCACUUGCAAAUAAUUCUCAUUUACAAAAUACAAUAAUGGAUUCCUUUGCACAGUCAAUUAUACCUUCUGAAUUGCACCCAAUAUAUGAACAUGAAGAAGAAAUGGCUGAAAUAGGAGAAAAAGAUUUAAACAUGUUUUUAGGUAAUACAAAUUUACCCAUCGAAGAGGCUGCAGGAUCUAGUACGAGAUUGAGAUUAUCAGAAACUCAACAGCAAAACCAAUUACAGAAUAGCUCACUUUUUCAAAAUAUUAGAAGCCUGCAAAGUGAUUUUUUCGAGGUCCUUACCCAACCCAUACCCGAAUUUUUUUAAAAAAAUUUGCUCGAUCCAAGCCUGAGUACAUAUUUUUAGAUCCGACCUGAGCCUAACUAAAAGAAAAUUAAUAAUUUGAGCUUAUAUACUAUAAAAACAAUUAUAAAUUAUGUAUUUAUUAAUAUAGCCACCUUAAAUAAAAGUAUAUUUAACCCCCAUUUUCUAAUCAAUUUCAUAUAA